Guillardia theta CCMP2712 is the source of this 972-nucleotide messenger RNA. RefSeq lists its product as hypothetical. Bases 1 to 972 code for a protein of 323 amino acids. The transcript has 10 exons. The record is from RefSeq and is a predicted model, not a curated record. Lineage: Eukaryota; Cryptophyceae; Pyrenomonadales; Geminigeraceae.
AUGAAUGUCGUCGAGCUGCGGAGAUACCUCGCCUUCACUCUUGGGUCCAUCGCGAUCAACCACGUGCUAGGGUUGCAGAUCGUCAUGGCUCUCUCCUCCGCCUUCUCAACGCUGCUGCUCUCCCUCGUCAUCACGUCAGGCAUGCGAGAGCUCCCGACGUCGCUCAAGGAGAAGGAGGAGGAGCAGCCGCAACAACUCAUGCAGGCGAAGGAGGCGGGCCAGCAAGUGCUGACAUCGCACAUGGCAUUGAAACUUGUCUUCAAGCUUCCGGCCCUGACGCUGGCGAGGAGGGAGAGAAGCUUCUUCUGCGAAUGGGCGGCGAGGGUGAGGGCGAGGAGUCUGACCUCGAGGGUCACCAAGGAGAAGGCAGAGAAGCGAAGGAAGGAGACGCUGAGCGAACUGCUGCAGGCCUGGCUCAGCGUGAGGAGAGAGAAUGAGCGGAAGAGACUGCUGGAAGCGCUCAACACUUCCUUCGAGGAGACGAGGCAAUUGCGAGAGCGAAUGAGGGAAAUGGAGCGAUCUCUGUGUGAAAGCAAGAUCAUGAGCCAGCAGCUGCAUCGACCCGCGACUUGCUCCUCCUCGUCUCAGACUUCUCAGACUUCACCCUCAUGCCUCGACGCUCACACACAAACCGUCAAGGGCGGAGACGAGAGACAACAACCAGACCAGCCGGUGCUGGGAAAUCCGCAGAUGUGGGUAGACCAGCCGGUGUCGGAAGAUCCGUCAAUCAGCGAGCGAGAGGAGGAGAAAGAGAAGCAGACGAGGGAGAGGGAGAAGCAGGAGGAGAAGCAGGAGGAGAAGCAGGAGGAGGAUGAAACGCAUCGACUUCGGCUGCGGCUGGAGGAGCUGCAGGCGCUGAUCAAGCAGAAGGAUGACGAACUGCAGAUGAGCAGCCGAGAAAUUGCAAUACUUGAGGACGCGUUAGCGGAAGUCAGCACAAGCGUCGACAAGACCUGCAGCAUAUUGAGGUAA